AUGACUACACCAGUAACAACUGUGGAGGUAAUUGUAAAAGAUGAGCGACGUCUCCUGGCGAUUUGUCCUCAAUUUAAAAAUGUAGGUGAAAUAAAUCUGGACGGAAUGGUGGGCGUGUGGCGGCCUGUUUAUUAUCAAGUAACUUACAACGUGCCUUGCUACGAUAUGCUCAUAAGAAAACUUACUUCCAAGGAGAAAAAUCAAAAUAAUGAAAAGUUUGGUGACUUCAACGAAACAGUCAUAUGGGAUGAUUGCAAUCUUGAAAUAAAAUCGAGGGAUUCUUCUCGGAAGCAUUUUUUGCAAGGAUGUCGUAAAGGUUUAGGUGUUCUAGAGAAUAUAGUCGUCGAUUUAAAAGAUAGCACUCCCACCCUUAUCGAUGAGACGGCAGAUCAGUGGCUUGUGAUGGAAAAUCUGCUCCUCAUGAAAGAUUGUGUGUCUGGGAAAAUUGUUAUCUUCUCCAGAAAUUCUUACCAGCCCAAACUUCAUGAGGUGAAGAAAGCUAUCAAAGGAUUUGGAACUAUCAGUGAAGGUGAUUGGGCUUGUCGUGACACUAAGAGAACAGGAAAACCUGAAGCCUUUGAUGGUGAAUAUGAGUCUGAUAGUGAUGUCAUAUUUUUUGAAUGA
Danaus chrysippus (African queen) is the source of this 624-nucleotide messenger RNA. NCBI's taxonomy places the organism in Eukaryota, Metazoa, Arthropoda, Insecta, Lepidoptera, Nymphalidae. The record is from the annotation of a GenBank genome assembly.